Messenger RNA from Strongyloides ratti, 1206 nucleotides. Its product is annotated as Astacin-like metalloendopeptidase. The transcript has 2 exons. Gene Ontology annotation, biological process: proteolysis. Lineage: Eukaryota; Metazoa; Nematoda; Chromadorea; Rhabditida; Strongyloididae. Gene Ontology annotation, molecular function: metalloendopeptidase activity. The record is from RefSeq and is a predicted model, not a curated record. The coding region runs from base 1 to 1206 and encodes 401 amino acids.
AUGAUAUUAAUUUACAUAUUAAUUUUAUUAAUAAAUAUAUAUCCAAUAAGGCCUUUUGAGACAUUUGAUAUUCAAAAAAAUAAUUUUAGAAAUAAAAGAGCAGCAUUGAGAAAUCCUACUCGCUUAUGGAAAGAAAAAAUAAUAUAUUAUAAAAUUUCUGCAGCAUUAAAAGUUAAUACUAAUCUUAAAAAUGUGUUUGAAGAAAUAUCUAAAAGAUCAUGUCUGGAUUUUAAAGAAAUUGAUGAAUAUGACAAUUCAGUUGAAAAAAAGUGUUUUUUCUUAAAAAUAGAUACUAAUAAUUAUGGAACUCAUUUUGGUAAAAAACUUGACACACAACAAUGUCAAUUUAUUUAUUUUGAUAAUAAAAAUGUAUCAAAUGUUGAAUUAAUGAGAUGGGUAUUUUAUGGUCUUGGUUUUGACUUUGAGCAUAACAGACCAGAUAGAGAUGACUAUUUUCUUAUUCACAAAAAUAAUAUUCAAAAAAAGUUUUUGCCAUACGUAAAAAAAAGAAGUAAGAGAAUUGUAAAUACAUUUGGUAUCGAUAUUAAUCCAAAAAAUAUUAUGACUUUAAGAGAAAAUGAAUAUGCAAUAAAUCCAAGCAAAAAAACAUUUGAAAGAACUUAUGUCAAAGAAGAUAAUAGAUUUAGUUUUGACUUAUUAACUCACAAAGAUACCUUUUUAAUAAAUAAACAUUAUUGUGAAAAGCGUUGUAAUCCAUCAUUUAUGUGUGUUUUCGGUGGAACACCAGAUUAUCAUAAUUGUGAUAAAUGUUUUUGUCCUGGUUCAUUAGGUGGAAAAUAUUGUCAACUUUUAAGUUCAGAAGUAACUCCUAAAUGUAUGUUUUCGGAUCUGAAAGCAACUAGAGCAGGAGAUGGAUUUAACAAAUAUUUAGCAUAUGAUUGUGAUUUUAGUAUCACGUCAGCUCCUGGAACAAUUAUUGAAUUAUCUUAUUAUUUCUAUGACGAAAGCAUUCCUUUAGAUUACAAUUGUCAUAAUGAUAAUGGUUAUGUUGAAAUAAAAUUAGAAAGGGAUAAAAGUUCUCCUGGAAUUAUUUUAUGUUAUUUUGGGAAAAAAGGAACGUUUUAUUCGGAAGAUAAUUAUGUAAUAGUACAUAUGCGUGGUGUUAUAAAAUCGAGAGUUGUAAGAUUGAUGUAUAAAGAAGUAGAUCCUAAUGAGGUUUCAAAAGGAAAAAUUGAAAGAACGUAA